This is a messenger RNA of Mustela erminea (ermine), 2621 nucleotides long. RefSeq names its product myeloid cell surface antigen CD33-like. Gene Ontology annotation, cellular component: plasma membrane. Gene Ontology annotation, molecular function: sialic acid binding. The transcript has 11 exons. Bases 291 to 1871 code for a protein of 526 amino acids. Gene Ontology annotation, biological process: cell adhesion. Lineage: Eukaryota; Metazoa; Chordata; Mammalia; Carnivora; Mustelidae. The record is from RefSeq and is a predicted model, not a curated record.
UGACUCAGCUGCUUUCCUGGACUGAGACUAUUCUGCACAGCCCAAUUAUUCCCGAACUCGGUACCUAAUCCUGCUUCAGCACCACGGACAGCGGCACUGCCGAAUUUCGGGGUCUUGGCUGGAUAGAACGCUCCCUCUGUGGGCAGACGCGAUGGGAGAAUCGGGAAGUCCUGGGGAUAGAUACCAACAGGGCUUCCGGUUGAAGCUUCCUCUGCCCUCCCAUAUCCUGUGGCUUCUUUUCUCUAUCAGAGGAACCGCAGAGGGCAGGCUGUCCCAGGCAUCGGGAAGGGAUGCCACUGUGGCUGCUGCUCAUGCUGUCGAUAGGGUCUGUGGCUCAGGUUUUGAGCUACAAGCUGAAACUCCAGAAGUCUAUGACAGUGCAGGAGGGCCUGUGUGUCCACGUGCCAUGUGAAUUUUACUAUCCUUGGCUUUCCUUUAUGAGCCCCUACAUGUCUUGGUUCCAGAAAGGGGCAGAUGUAAACCAAGAUCCUCCAGUGGCCACCAACAAACCAAACCAGAAGCUGCAUGAGAGAACCCAGGGCCGGUUCUUCAUCCAUGGGGACCUCCAGACUGGGAACUGCUCCCUGGACAUCACAGAAGUCCACAAGGGGGACAGUGGGACUUACUUCUUUCAAUUGGGCACAUAUUCAUAUCUAGAUACUAUGUUCUCUCUGAAUGUGACAGCCCUGACCCACACACCUCAUAUCAUCAUCGCGGGGACCCUGGAGUCUGGACACCCCAGGAACCUGACCUGCUCUGUGCCCUGGGCCUGUGAGCAGGGCACAUCCCCCAUCUUCUCCUGGACGUCAGCUGCCCUCACCUCCCUUGGCACCAGGACUCACUUCUCCUCAGUACUCACCCUCACCCCACGGCCCCAGGACCAUGGCACCAACCUCACCUGCCAAGUGUACUUCCCUGCAGUUGGUGUGAUGGUGGAAAGGACUGUCCAGCUCAAUGUCACCUAUGCUCCACAGAACACAGCCAUCAGGAUCUUCCAAGGAAGCAGAAUAGGUCCUCAGAUUUCCAUCUGCUGGACAGUUGGAGCAGCUCCAGGGAAAUCGUCCGAGCCUCCUUUGCAGGCCUUCGGUGUGGACUCUGCUAGUUCCCUCCUCAGAGCAAGUGUGGACAUUGCAAGAGGAGAGAAACACCAGCUUCACACAACUCAGGGGCUGUGGAGGAAGGAGACCUCAUCUGCCAAGCUCAGAACCCACUGGGCUCCCAGCACAUCUCCCUGCAUCUCUCUGUGGUCUACCCCCUGCUCCUGGGAGGGCGAGGGGCUGCGCUGUAACUGCUCCUCCCGAGCCCAGUGGGCACCCACCCUGCGCUGGCGGCUGGGGGAGGAGCUGCUGGAGGGGAACCACAGCAACACCUCCUGGACUGUCACCUCCAGCUCUGCGGGGCCCUGGGCCAACAGCUCCCUGAGCCUCAGUGGGCCGCUGAGCUCCGGCCUCAGACUCAGCUGCGAGGCCCAGAAUGCACAGGGGAAACAGAGCGCCGCUGUCCUGCUGCUCCCAGCAGAUAAACCGGAACCCAGGACCAGUGGGGUCAUAGGAGCAGUUGUGGGAGCUGGCACCAUGGCCCUGCUUUCCCUCUGUCUUUGCCUCAUCUUCAGAGUGAAGACCAGCAGGAAGAAAGCAGUCCAGCUAGUGCAAAGCACGGAUGUGAGUCCAGCUGGCAGCUCAGGCUCUGGGGCAUAUCAGUACCAGUCCUGGACGGACAUCCCUGCAGCUACCCCAGCUCCUGCUGAGGCCAGACCCAUUUCAGAAGAGGAACAGGAGCUCCACUAUGCUCUCCUCAGAUUUCCCAAGCCGAAGUAUCAGGAACAGGAAGACAUCCACACCGAGUACUCAGAGAUCAAGACACACAAGUGAGGAACUAUUUUUCUCAUAGUUCUGGAGGCUGGAAGCUGAGAUCGACGUGUCAGCAGAGGCCUCUCUCCUUGGCUUGUAGUUGUCCGUCUUCUUUCUCUGUCCUCACCUGGUCUUCCCUCUGUGUGAGUCUGUGUCCCAAGUUUCUUCUGAGGAUACCAGAUGUACUGGAUUAAGGCCCACCUUAGUGACCUCAUUUUAACUGAAAUUUCCUCUUUCAAGACCCCAUCUCCUACAGUCUCAGUACUAUAGUACUGGGGUUUAGGACUUCAAUAUAUUAAUCUUGUGAUUUUUCAGCCCAUCACACUCAGCCUUGACUAUUUUAAAAUUAAUGGGCUUCUUGGCAAUGGUUUGAAUCUCCUAGUACGUGUGGAAGACCCUAGGACUUGUGUCCAAAAGACUGAGUUCCAAUCCGUCUACGCCACGGACACACUUUAUGACUCACUUUACUGUUCUACAAAGCAGCGAAGUCAUCCUCAUCUAGCAAGAUGAUCACGAAAGAUCGAUGAGUCAGUAAGUCCUGACACAAAGCUUUUUGUGAACUCUGCACACAUGCGUGUGUCAGGACUUCUCUUAGAUGCUUUAACAGAAAGUUUCUGCUAACGAUUUCUCUGAAGGCCUGGAGGGGCCAGUCCCAGAGGUCACAGAACUUUCCCACCAGGAUCAAACACAAGAAGGAUGGCUGCCCUUACCACUUCUGUUAAACGGUAUUUCAUAGAUCCUUUCCACUGCAAUAAAUGCAAGAAGUAGAAA